Molecule: messenger RNA, 414 nt
Organism: Strongyloides ratti
Lineage: Eukaryota; Metazoa; Nematoda; Chromadorea; Rhabditida; Strongyloididae
Product: Cytochrome b-c1 complex subunit 7
Exons: 3
Coding region: 1-414 (137 amino acids)
Biological process (GO): mitochondrial electron transport, ubiquinol to cytochrome c
Source: RefSeq, a predicted model, not a curated record
AUGGCUCCAUGGAACGUUAUACCAGCUGCUGCCAAAAAUAUUAAAUUUACAUAUGACAAUAAAUUUGUGCGUAUGGCUCGUUAUGUAUCUUGGAAUUAUUUAUGGGGAGGACGUAAGUAUGGUUUACUUUUCCACGAUCAAUGUUUUGAACCAGCCCCCGAAGUUCAAGAAGCCCUUAGAAGACUUAAUUUAAAAGAACCAUGGAAAUUUGAUGAACGUAAGAUGCGCCUAUCUCGAGCACAUGUUUUAUCUCUUCAUGGUGAAAAAUUGCCAAGAGAUCAAUGGACUAAAUGGGAAGAUGAAACUUGGUAUUUAAAACCAUAUUUGGAUGAAGUCGAAGCUGAAAAAGAGGAAAGAGCUAACUCUUCUGGUAUAGUUCCAGAUUAUCAGAUGCCUAAACCUGAUAAACAUUAA